AUGCGACUCUUUGUUUCCCUCCUCGUCACGAGCUUGCUGCUGGCCAGCAAGUCUUUCACGCAAGGUCUUCCUCCUUGGACCAGUGCACAAGGUGGUCAGCCGAGUAACGGUGAGUCAGCUCCCCAUGCUGUUGAUCCCCUUGCUAGCGGCAACCAUUGGAGUCCUAUGCCUGGACCCGCCAUGCCGCCCAACAACGGUGCUACUGGCGGUGGCUGGCGUCCAUUUGGCUCGCCUGGUGGUCAACAGGGCGUCGCACGCUCACCUGGCCCUUCUCAGCCCGGCCAAGAUGGAGGUAUACCUACUCUUCCUUUCGGCGCUUCCGGUGGUGGUAUACCGGGAAUGCCAAGUGCGCCAGGUGCUGGCGCCUCCGGAAUGGUCCAGGGUGGUGGCGACAGCCAGCUCAAGCAAGAAACCGAGUUUCCUGGUCAACCAACCAAGGCACUGAUGUAUACGUAUGUGCCCAAAUCAUUCGGGAACGGGGGCGCAAUUGUGGUGGCGCUGCACCACUGCGGGGGGACCGCGCCUGGCUUUUUCCAAGAGAUGUCCGGCUCCGGCUGGGCCAAGAUGGCAGACGAAAAAGGGUUUUUGAUGAUCUUCGGACAGAGUCCUGAAGGCUCAGGCAAGUGCUGGGACGUUUCCAGCCGUGCUUCUCUCAAGCAUGACGGAGGUGGAGACACAAACACAGUCGCGAACAUGGUCAAGUUUGCUCAAAAGAAGUACGGCGCUGGCGAUAAAGUCUUUGCGGUGGGCCAGUCAUCGGGCGCGAUGCUGAGCCAGGCUCUUGCUGCCACUUAUCCCAGCCUGUUCGUUGCCGCUGCCUCUUUCUCUGGCGUUCCAGCUGGUUGCUUCCGAACUGACAAGAUCACGGGUGCGGAUUGGAAUAGCACGUGCACCGAUGGCAGUCUGAACGAGCCAGUCGAGUACUGGAAACAACAGGCCAGAGGAAUGUUCCCUGGUUACAAAGGUCACUACCCUCGAAUGCUCAUUGUUCACGGCACCAACGAUGCGGUCAUCAACUUCAACGAUCACGUCGAGGCAACCAAACAGUGGUGCGGUCUACACGGCUUUGACCCUAAGAGCCCCGCCAAGAAAGACACGCUGCCCUCGCUACCCAACUUCGAGGUUUCGGAGUACGGCUCGUGUGUCAAGGCGGUGACUGCGAAAGGCGUCACUCAUGACAAUCCCGCUCGAGCCGAUCUGACGUGCGAGUUCUUUGGUCUUUGA
This is a messenger RNA of Sporisorium graminicola, 1224 nucleotides long. RefSeq lists its product as uncharacterized. The record is from RefSeq and is a predicted model, not a curated record. Gene Ontology annotation, molecular function: hydrolase activity. NCBI's taxonomy places the organism in Eukaryota, Fungi, Basidiomycota, Ustilaginomycetes, Ustilaginales, Ustilaginaceae. Gene Ontology annotation, cellular component: extracellular region. The transcript has 4 exons. The coding region runs from base 1 to 1224 and encodes 407 amino acids.